CCAGGAGAUGGGUAUAAAAAGGAGCUCUGGCUUCCAAGCUCAUCAUUCGAAUCCAGUGUGACUUCUUCACUCCAACGCAUCUGCCAAACAAGGACUAACCCACAAAAACACACCGUCCGCAAGAUGAGCAAGCAAAAACAAACCGGAGGAAGCUGUUGCUGUUGUGCUUCAAGCGGUGGCGGCUGCUGCUGCUGCGCCAGUGGUGGUGGGAGAAGAUGUUGCUGCUGUAGCAGAGGCGGUGGAUACGGACAGCCUAUCAUCGUAGUCCCAGGAGGAGGCUCUUGCUGUGGCGGCGGCGGUGGUGGCGGAUAUCAGCAAGGUUACUACGGAGGAAGCGCUGGUGGACUCCUCCUGCCUGACGGCGGAGACGGGAUAGGCCAGCAAAAGAUCCCCCUAAUUGGAGGAGGAGGAGGAUCAGUCUGCUGUAGCGCCAGUGGAAGUGGAGGGUCAGUCUGUUGCAGCUCAGGAGGCAGCUCUGGUGGGCUGAAGGUUUCAGGUCCAGGGGUUGGCAGUGGGGGGCCAGUCUGCUGUAGCUCCAGUGGAAGAGGAGGGUCGGUCUGUUGUAGCUCCGGUGGGCUGCCGGUUGUAAGUUCAGGGGGUGGCAGUGGAGGGUCGGUCUGCUGUAGCUCCAGUGGAAGUGGAGGGUCGGUCUGUUGUAGCUCUGGAGGCAGCUCAGGUGGGCAGAAGGUUGUAGGUCUAGGGGUUGGCAGUGGGGGGCCAGUCUGCUGUAGCUCCAGUGGAAGUGGAGGGUCGGUCUGUUGUAGCUCUGGAGGCAGCUCCGGUGGGCUGCCGGUUGUAGGUCCAGGGGGUGGCAGUGGAGGGUCGGUCUGUUGUAGCUCCAGUGGAAGUGGAGGGUCGGUCUGUUGUAGCUCAGGAGGCAGCUCAGGUGGGCUUGGCGUUAUAGGGUCCCAGACAAAGUGUCCCAUUGUUGUCCCACCAUGCUUAGAACAAACCAAGCAGGUCUGUCCAUUGCCAAGCAUCAAGUAAAAUGCAACAAUUGUCAAGCCAUGAGAGAAAAGCUGUCUUGGCAAGCUUCCGUCAUGUUCUUAUCAAUGUCUUGUUAAGCUGGCAACCUUUCUACACGUUGUUUCUUUGUCCUUUUCUUCUUCAAUGGCAUUUCAUUUUUGCGCGCUCAAUGUGUGUCUGAGCCUUCUACAAUAAGUUAUGAUUUGUGUGCUGGAGGGGAGUUCAGAAUACAUCUCCCCCACACACACACACAUGCAAAUGCUGAUUUCUUUGCUUCAAUCUCCAUUUAUGCAUGGGAGUUAAUAAAACUUACCUCAGAAUGAA
Rhineura floridana is the source of this 1290-nucleotide messenger RNA. RefSeq names its product loricrin-like. The record is from RefSeq and is a predicted model, not a curated record. The transcript is spliced from 2 exons. Lineage: Eukaryota; Metazoa; Chordata; Lepidosauria; Squamata; Rhineuridae. The coding region runs from base 124 to 987 and encodes 287 amino acids.